UCAAACGGAUGCUUGUGCAGUUUUCAAGUUCUACUCUAAAUUUACAUUUGGUGUUGUUUUUGAUGAUAAAGUGGAAGUAUCAACAAUUAUAUGGAAAAAAAAACGAAGCAUGUCCUUUUAAAUCAAUCACAUACAGUUUAAUUGUAUCAGUAUAGACAAUGGCUGCUAGAUUAGAAAUAGUAUGGACCCCUCAGCCAAAUAAAUUCAUCACCUGGGGUUCUGAUAUAUCUCUAUAUGAGGUGCAGCAAUUACGGAAUAAUGCUAACCCAAACAUCAAGUUAUCUAGCACUUGCGGUGCAAAUCUUGUAUCCACCAACACAAACCAUCAUUACAUUAAAUGUUUAGAUGUGCACCCUAAACUCGAUGAAGAUUUGCUAUUGGCUGUUGGAAAUACUUAUGGAAAGGUAUCUUUAUCUACUUUUGGGCCUUCAAGUGUUUUUGAUUCUCAAGGAUUGCCUGGAAAAGACUUCGUACCAAGACAUUCACGUCCUUGCAAUACUGUGGUAUGGAACCCAAUUGACAAUAAUGUUCUUGCGGUGGGUUUGGAAAAGUACAGGUCGGACUAUGCUGUACUACUUUGGGACAUAAUGAAAUAUCCAACGAUAAAUGAGAAUGCUGGUAGAAUUCCUAUGAAUACUGUGCAGCCAGCUGUUGAACUAGCUAGGCCUAUAGCUGAAUAUGGGGUGUCUGAGCAUGCUCACAGCAUUUCUUGGUUCAAGUCAAGUAGCAAACAAAUGGCGGUUGGAAUGAACAACAAAAACAUCAAACUUCUUGAUUUCAGAGAUCCAAAUAAGCUGGUUAUAUCUAAUUUGACAAAGGCUGUAUAUGGAGUAACAGUUGAUCCUCAUAACGAUAAACAUUUAGCGUCAUUUUUGGAUAAUCAGAUAUUCAUCUGGGAUAUAAGGAAUUUCGAAAAGCCAAUAGUGACCCUUCCACAUGCUAAGCCACUAGUAAAAAUUGAGUGGUGCCCUACUAAAUACAACCUAUUGGGAGUCUUGCAAAAAGAUAGUUCGAGCAUAACUUUGUACGAUAUACAACAUACAGUGGUAGGAGAUGAAGAAAUAGAGCCUUCAGUUUUGGAAAGAAAUGUUCUCCCAGGUUCUCCCCACAACAUAACCUCAUUCUCUUGGCAUCUAUUGGACGAGAGUCGUUUUCUCACUAUUGCUUUAUCUGGGUCUAUUAUUGACUUCACAGUGUUUGACAGGAUAACACUGAAUUGGGGGGCUUCGUCCAAUAUUGUAUGGACCUAUGGAUGCAAGACUAUGAAAUAUAUUCAAGAUGCAACCCUGAAUGAUAUAUCUUAUCACAUCAAGAAGAGGGCAAAACUUGGUUAUGGUUUGAAGGAUGAAUUUUGGAAGAACAGUGAAAUAGUUGAAGAUGAAAUGCUGUCUAAUUUAUGGAAUUGGCUCUAUCUGAGUGGAAAACUCGUUGAAAAGGGCUUUUUUGGCGAUAAGGACUCGGCACGGGAGGCCUUCUCUAAGCAUCCAGGUGUACAAUCAGUACUUAGGUUGGAUCCUAACAUCAAUAGGUCCGAAAUGGUAACCUUCAAUUGGGCUGAUUUGGGAAAUCCCAAUUGCAGUGGAAGUAUACGCAUUUAUAAACAAGAAGAACGUCAGAAAGCAAUGCACCUGUGCAGCUGGCACUUUGACAGUUCAGCAAACGCACUAGUCGAUCACAUACAGCAACUGGAAAAAGAUAAAGCAUAUACAAGAGCCGCCGCUUUAGCCGUUUUCAAUUUGAAAGUUAAGACUGCUAUAGAAAUACUAGGGAAGGCACCUGAAAACUCUGCUUCCGGUGGACCCCCAUUGCAAGUUGUUGCUAUGGCUCUAGCUGGUUUCUGUGAUGAUAAAAAUAGCACUUGGAGGCAGUUUUGUUCGUCCUUGAAGGGAAAAAUGUCAGAUCCUUAUUUAAGGGCGAUAUUCGCAUUUUUAACCUCGGAUAAUUACACUUAUGAUAAUGUGCUGAAUGAAAAUGGUAUGGCUGUCGAUGAUAGAAUAGCAUUUGCCUGCAUGUUUUUACCGGAUAAACAACUGCAUGGGUAUUUGAAAAAACUAUCAGACAAACUAACUGAAGAAGGAAAUCUAGAUGGGUUACUACUUACAGGAGCCACUCCAGAUGGGAUCAAGUUACUGCAAAAGUAUCUAGAGGUCACAGGAGACAUUCAGUCUACGGCUUUAAUAGCAGCACAGGCUUUUUCCGAUGAUGUCAACCCAGACACCGUUAGAGUAUGGAUCGAGAAUUACAGAAAUCUGCUGGAUACUUGGCAACUGUGGAAUGAAAGGGCAAAAUUCGACAUAAUGCUGAGUUCUUUCCGACCUAAUGAGAGGCAACCGCAACAGGUGUAUGUAUCUUGUAAUUUCUGUGGAAAGAGCAUCUCGGCUUGCAUGCAGGGACUGAAUCGAACUAGGGGUCAAUUUUCAAGGAUGGGCAGUGCUUCCAACAAUCUCAAGAUGUCAUCAUGCCCCAAUUGUAGAAAACCCCUUCCAAGGUGCUCCAUAUGCUUGAUGCAUAUGGGGACUAAGACAGUAUCGCCAACAGCUGAUGUUGAGAGUACGAAAGUUAUGGAGUUUCCUAAUUGGUUCACUUGGUGCCAGACUUGCAGACAUGGCGGCCAUGCCUCUCAUAUGGUGCAUUGGUUCAAAGAACACUCCGAGUGUCCAGUAACCGCAUGCAACUGUAGAUGUAUCAACAUAGAUUCAAUAACAAACUCAAUGAUGGCCAAAUAAUGAUUGUGAUACAAGUUGGAAAAACAACAAUUUUAUGAAUAUUAUGUGUGUAAUGUAAUUUUAAAUUUUAUUUCCUUUCGAUAUUCCUGAUUAGUGUGUAAUGAUGAAAUAUAUUUUUUUAUAAAACA
Molecule: messenger RNA, 2854 nt
Organism: Coccinella septempunctata (seven-spotted ladybird)
Lineage: Eukaryota; Metazoa; Arthropoda; Insecta; Coleoptera; Coccinellidae
Gene: mio
Product: GATOR complex protein MIOS-B
Exons: 13
Coding region: 159-2726 (855 amino acids)
Biological process (GO): cellular response to amino acid starvation; positive regulation of TORC1 signaling
Cellular component (GO): cytoplasm
Molecular function (GO): protein binding
Source: RefSeq, a predicted model, not a curated record